Dibothriocephalus latus is the source of this 696-nucleotide messenger RNA. The record is from the annotation of a GenBank genome assembly. Lineage: Eukaryota; Metazoa; Platyhelminthes; Cestoda; Diphyllobothriidea; Diphyllobothriidae.
AUGGAGAGCAUUGAAUCCGUUCUGGAAAAAAAUAUUACCGAUGAGAAGGAGAAGGAGGAUGUCUACCGCAUUCUCUACGGUGGCAGAUUAGAGAAACUCAAACUGCCGAUCAGUUCCUGUCCAGCUGGCAGUAGUACGGCCAAAGUUGCUGGCUAUGCCUUCCGUCGGGCAGAGGAACAACUUCGCUCUCCGCGCCUUGUUCGUAUCGGAGCUAUUCAACACAUUAUGCCUCUACCUCCCACAGCCAAGGUUCAGGACCAAAUUACUGCAGUUCACAAGAAACUGGGGGACCUGGUCGAUGCUGCUGCACAGUGCGGUGUGAACGUGCUCUGUUUCCAGGAGGCCUGGACUAUGCCAUUUGCGUUUUGUACCCGUGAACGCAUCCCCUGGUGUGAGUUUGCCGAGAGCGCUGAAAACGGACCCACUACCAAGCUGCUUUCAACCUAUGCGAAAAAGUACGGUAUGGUGAUAAUCUCGCCGAUACUUGAGCGAGAUCAUGAGCAUGGUGAGAUUAAUUGGAACACUGCAGUUGUCAUUGACCACAAUGGUAAAUUUAUCGGCAAGUCCAGGAAAAAUCACAUUCCCAGGGUUGGCGAUUUUAAUGAGUCAACCUAUUACAUGGAGAGCAACCUGGGUCAUCCCGUCUUCGACACAAAAUUCGGUGAGCUCCGUUAUUCUAUUUACUUAAAAAUUUAA